GCCGCGACGCUGCCCCCACCCACUGGCCGACGCCCCUCCCAAGAACCUCGCCAAGGAAUCCUAGAAACCCACCAACAAAACACGGGGAAGGAGAAGGAGGUCCGUCCGUGGUGGAGUGGAGUGGAGGGAGGAAGACCAGUGAAGACCACGCAAGGCACAGGCGCAUUUGCGUGUGCCCGUCCUCGCGUGCUGUCUUCUUCUUCCUCCUCCUCCGUCUCCUCCAGCCCUGCUGUGAUGGCGCGGCGGUGGGCGGCUGCGGGCCUGCUGUGCCUGGCCGUGGCGGCGGCGGCGGCGGGGUCCGUGCUGGCGGCCGCCGUGGACGGCGCGGUCACCUACGACCGGAAGGCGGUGCUCAUCAACGGCCAGAGGCGGAUCCUCUUCUCCGGAUCCAUACAUUACCCCCGGAGCACCCCCGAGAUGUGGGAAGGGCUGAUUCAGAAGGCGAAAGACGGAGGCCUGGACGUGAUCCAGACCUACGUCUUCUGGAACGGGCAUGAGCCAACCCCUGGAAGCUACAACUUCGAAGGGAGGUACGAUUUGGUCAAGUUCAUUAAGACCGCCCAGAAGGCCGGGCUGUUUGUACAUCUCCGCAUCGGUCCCUACAUUUGCGGGGAGUGGAAUUUCGGCGGCUUUCCGGUCUGGCUGAAGUAUGUUCCGGGCAUCAGCUUCAGGACGGACAACGAGCCGUUCAAGGCGGCAAUGCAGGGGUUCACCGAGAAGAUUGUGGGGAUGAUGAAGAGCGAGGAGCUCUUUGCUUCCCAAGGUGGCCCCAUUAUCCUUUCUCAGAUUGAGAAUGAGUAUGGGCCAGAAGAGAAAGAGUUUGGGGCUGCUGGCAAGUCAUACAGUGACUGGGCGGCAAAGAUGGCCGUGGGAUUGGACACCGGUGUGCCGUGGGUGAUGUGCAAGCAGGAAGACGCACCAGAUCCAGUGAUAAACGCAUGCAAUGGUUUCUACUGUGAUGCAUUUACACCGAACACGCCUUCCAAGCCUACCAUGUGGACUGAAGCUUGGACUGGUUGGUUUACCGAAUUUGGUGGGACCAUCCGUAAACGACCAGUUGAAGAUCUUUCAUUUGCUGUUGCUCGCUUUGUGCAGAAGGGUGGUUCUUUUAUCAACUACUACAUGUACCAUGGCGGAACAAAUUUUGGGCGCACCGCUGGAGGUCCCUUCAUCACCACAAGCUACGAUUAUGAUGCUCCACUUGAUGAAUAUGGACUUGCAAGAGAACCAAAGUAUGGACAUCUUAAAGAACUUCAUAAAGCUAUCAAGUUAUGUGAGCAGGCAUUGGUUUCUGUUGAUCCAACUGUGACUUCCCUUGGAAGUAUGCAAGAGGCCCAUGUCUACCGAUCUCCAUCUGGUUGUGCAGCUUUUCUCGCAAACUAUAAUUCCAACUCUCAUGCAAAAAUUGUCUUCGACAAUGAGCAUUAUAGUCUCCCACCUUGGUCAAUCAGCAUCCUUCCUGAUUGCAAAACAGUUGUUUAUAACACUGCAACAGUUGGUGUUCAGACAUCUCAAAUGCAAAUGUGGUCCGACGGGGCCUCUUCAAUGAUGUGGGAGAGGUAUGAUGAGGAGGUUGGUUCACUAGCAGCUGCUCCGUUGCUCACCACAACUGGUCUACUCGAACAGCUUAACGUCACGAGAGACACCAGUGAUUAUCUUUGGUACAUGACCAGUGUGGAUGUAAGCCCCUCGGAGAAGUCUCUACAAGGUGGCAAGCCUUUGUCCCUCACUGUGCAGUCUGCUGGCCAUGCCUUGCAUAUCUUUGUCAAUGGACAGCUACAAGGUUCUGCUUCUGGAACCAGGGAAGAUAAAAGAAUUUCAUACAAGGGUGAUGUUAAACUUCGUGCCGGUACUAACAAAAUUUCACUGCUGAGUGUUGCUUGUGGGCUGCCGAAUAUCGGGGUGCAUUAUGAGACAUGGAAUACUGGUGUCAAUGGCCCUGUUGUGCUUCAUGGUUUGGAUGAAGGUUCGCGAGAUCUGACCUGGCAGACAUGGACCUAUCAGGUUGGUCUGAAAGGUGAACAAAUGAACCUGAACUCCUUAGAAGGUGCAAGUUCAGUUGAAUGGAUGCAAGGAUCAUUGAUUGCACAAAACCAAAUGCCAUUGGCAUGGUAUAGGGCAUACUUUGAUACUCCAAGUGGCGAUGAACCACUGGCUCUGGAUAUGGGUAGCAUGGGUAAGGGACAAAUCUGGAUAAACGGACAAAGCAUUGGACGGUACUCGUUAGCAUAUGCAACUGGGGACUGCAAAGAUUGCAGUUACACUGGGUCAUUCCGAGCAAUCAAAUGUCAAGCAGGUUGCGGUCAGCCCACACAACGUUGGUAUCAUGUACCAAAAUCCUGGUUGCAACCGACUAGAAAUCUGUUAGUUGUUUUCGAGGAACUUGGCGGGGAUACUUCGAAGAUUUCCCUUGUGAAGAGAUCAGUCUCAAAUGUCUGUGCUGAUGUAUCAGAGUUUCAUCCAAGUAUCAAGAACUGGCAAACUGAGAACUCAGGGGAAGCUAAACCUGAGUUGCGCAGGUCGAAGGUACAUCUAAGAUGCGCACCUGGGCAGUCUAUUUCUGCCAUCAAGUUUGCAAGCUUCGGGACACCUCUUGGGACUUGCGGAAGUUUCGAACAAGGGCAGUGCCAUUCAACCAAGUCACAGACUGUUCUUGAGAAUUGCAUCGGGAAGCAGAGAUGCGCCGUCACCAUCUCCCCCGACAACUUCGGCGGAGACCCCUGCCCGAAUGUGAUGAAGAGGGUGGCGGUCGAGGCGGUAUGCUCUCCUGGUACAUAGGCAACUCCUCCGACUAUACUAAUUUAAAGACGACACGGCCUUGUGCGUGACCGAUUGAGCACACGGGAAGUGAUCCGGAGGUGAAGUUCAACUGUAAAGUACUACCGAGUCGGCGUAGACGUGGCUGGAGGAUUUAGAAGGCCAUUUGCCAUUUCUAGCAUUGUGAUUUCAGAUUAGGAUUGGUGCUCUGCUCUGUAUCUCCAUGAAUUGUUCAAAAGCGACCAGCUGGUAGUCGAGGCUGGUCCUGGAAUGGAGUGUAGGGGGGAGUAAGGUGCAGAAGAUUAUUUUGCUGGUGUUGCGGGUAUGCAUGGGCUGUGUGUCAUCUUUCUUGAAGAAGAGAAGAUGUUGUAUCCUUCCUUUUGAAAAUACUUGUUUUUAA
Molecule: messenger RNA, 3157 nt
Organism: Hordeum vulgare subsp. vulgare (domesticated barley)
Lineage: Eukaryota; Viridiplantae; Streptophyta; Magnoliopsida; Poales; Poaceae
Product: beta-galactosidase 5
Exons: 19
Coding region: 235-2778 (847 amino acids)
Biological process (GO): carbohydrate metabolic process
Cellular component (GO): cell wall; vacuole
Molecular function (GO): beta-galactosidase activity; carbohydrate binding
Source: RefSeq, a predicted model, not a curated record